This is a messenger RNA of Meira miltonrushii, 1715 nucleotides long. RefSeq lists its product as uncharacterized. The coding region runs from base 95 to 1690 and encodes 531 amino acids. The record is from RefSeq and is a predicted model, not a curated record. Gene Ontology annotation, biological process: mannan biosynthetic process. Gene Ontology annotation, molecular function: alpha-1,2-mannosyltransferase activity. Lineage: Eukaryota; Fungi; Basidiomycota; Exobasidiomycetes; Exobasidiales; Brachybasidiaceae. Gene Ontology annotation, cellular component: Golgi apparatus. The transcript has a single exon.
CAGUAUUUCUGAAAUACACUCCCCACACACAUUAAAAUCUUAGCGCCGCUAAUUAUUCCAUUCCACUUCUCUACCUCUUGCAAAUUUCAGCAAAAUGGUCAUCUUAUUUGGGAGGAGGGUGGACUUUACCAAGAUCGUGACAAUUGUCCUGUUGGUCGCAAUUGUGCAUCGUUUGUCUCUGCUUCUUUACGAUACCGCGCCUACUCUUCAAACCUAUCUGGAAUACCAUCCUGAUCGAGGUUAUGGUGUUUUGUAUGCUUCUUCUUGGCGAACUUUGACCCAAUCAUUAAAAGAUGCUAGGCCAGCGAUUGGUUCAUUUUCCGGCUUUGACCCUCCUCCUGGCUCGGUCGUCAAUCCUCAAGAUACAGUACCACCUGUGGUUGAUAUGGCCCAUCUAAGUAAAGGUGAAUUGAAGUUACUCAAAUCAUCCCACGCUCGAUUCGUAAAAGAUCUUCAAACGGAAGGUGAACUAAGCGUUAUAUAUAAACCAGGAACAAAAGGAAUCAUCUUCACUGCUACAGGCGGAGAAUUGCCAUAUUUGCUCAUCUCUAUCCGUCUAUUACGCAAAGCAGGAUCACAACUUCCCAUUGAAGUUUUUCUUCUUCGACAACAAGAUUUCAACAAAAAGAUUUGUUUAGAAAUCUUUAAUUCCCUCAACGCACGCUGCUCAAUCUUGGAAGAACAUCUGGGAAGCAGUCCCAUGCCCUCAAUUCCGCAAUCAAGAAAUCCACGCUCUAUUCGAUCACAAGAAGCUCUACAUAAAUUAUUGGCAAUUUAUGCAUCUACUUUUGAAGAUGUUUUGUUACUUGAUCCGAGUACCCUAGCCUACAAUAAUCCCGACAGCACAUUGAUCGAUAAUCCAUUCACUCUGUCCGGCUUGUUAUUUUGGCCAGACUUUUGGGCUUCCAGUAUAUCGCCCGCAAUGGAAGACAUUCAACAAAAUUCAGACGAAAAGAUGACAAAGUUGGACUCUAUUCGAACUGUUGAUUUUGGACAACUAGCAAUUUCCAAAUCUCAACACCGAGACACACUUUUACUGUCAAUCUUUUAUACAUUUUAUGGUCCUAAUCUAUUCGAAUUUCUACAAAACCAAAGUUCGGCUGGAGAUAGAGGAGCGCAAGCGAUUAAAUGUGCAGCAAGAUUCGCUAGAAAGAGGUAUUAUCAGGUCAAAAGACAAGUAGAAGCAAUCGGGUUUCCCAAUCACGAUCAAAAAGAUGCUUUCCAAGGAGUAGCUAUGCGACAAUCUUUUGUUGCAGAUGACUUCAAUGCAGUUCCUAGCGAAAAGCAAAGGCCCCUCUUUAUCCGACAGAGUAAUCCUACUCUACAUCCGGCUUACAUCAUGGAUCGUGGUGUAACAGUAUUCAAAGCGCCCGAAGAUCAAAAGAAUGCGAUUGAGGAGCACGAUUCGAUAAAUGAUUCUGAUCCGAUCAGAAUUCCUGCAAUCUCUCCAAUCAAAGAGGAUGCAGGAGCUCAUCAUCGUUUAUGGGAAUGGUUUGACGGAAAGAAUAUGUUGAAUGGAUGGGCAAAUUUUGAUCCUGAAAAAGUUGUAUGGGAAGAAAUUGCAAAAGUUGCUUGCAUUGAUUUCAAGCACUUUCCCGAUUGGCCUAUCAAUGAUAACAAAGGGAAUGCUCAAAAUUGCGCACGCAUCAAUUAUCAUCGUGGCCGUUUAGGCUGGUCAAAUGUGGUGUAGGGCGAAGACUAUUCGAAUAUUAAUG